Phasianus colchicus (ring-necked pheasant) is the source of this 19084-nucleotide messenger RNA. NCBI's taxonomy places the organism in Eukaryota, Metazoa, Chordata, Aves, Galliformes, Phasianidae. The record is from RefSeq and is a predicted model, not a curated record.
GCGGCGGGUUCCGCCUCGUCACGCCCACCCACGGCGGCGGCGGAGGGUGGCGAGCCGCGGGGCCGGCGGAGACGCUGCCGUCGCCUCGCUUCGCUUCCCGCUCCGACUCGCUCUCGGCCGGGCCCUCCCGUCCUUCCCGCGGAGCCCACCCGAGGGGCUCGCCAUGUUCUCCAGGAAGGGCCACGCCGACGCCAGGAAAUCCACGCAGAAAGCUCUAGACCCCAAGCGGGACGUGCUGACCCGCCUCAAGCACCUCCGGGCGCUGCUGGAUAUUGUGGAUGGAAGUGACCUGAAGCAGUUUUUUGAGAACAAUUAUUCUCAAAUUUUUUUUAUCUUCUAUGAAAACUUCAUAACACUGGAAAAUAGCCUGAAACAAAAAGGGAAUAAAUCACAGAGGGAGGAGCUGGACUCCAUUCUCUUUCUUUUUGAAAAAAUAUUGCAACUGCUACCUGAGAGGAUUUUUUAUCGAUGGCAUUUUCGCAGUAUAGGGUCGAUUUUGAAGAAACUUUUGCACACUGGAAACUCUCUCAAGAUAAGAUGUGAAGGAAUCCGACUGUUUCUUCUCUGGCUUCAAGCACUUCAAACUAACUGUACAGAAGAGCAGAUAUUAAUAUUUGCAUGCCUUGUGCCUGGAUUUCCACCCGUUAUGUCCUCACGAGGUCCCUGUACACUUGAUAACGUCAUUAGUCCUCCUAAUUCACCAGAUGCUAAGAUUUUUCCAGAAGAAAUUACCCCACUUUUGCCAGCUGUCUCUGGAGAGAAAAUUGCUGAAGACCAAACCUGCUAUUUUCUUCAGUUACUAUUAAAAUAUAUGGUAAUUCAGGCUGCAAGCUUGGAGUGGAAGAAUAAGGAGAACCAAGACACUGGUUUUAAGUUUCUCUUUACCUUGUUCAGAAAAUACUACCUUCCACACUUGUUUCCAUCUUUUACAAAACUAACCAACCUCUACAAACCUGUUCUAGAUAUUCCUGAUACAAGACCAAGACCUGUAUACAUUACUGCAACACGAAACAAUGAAAAUGUCUAUAGCACAAAAAUUCCAUAUAUGGCAGCUCGAGUUGUAUUUAUUAAGUGGCUUGUUACUUUCUUUCUUGAAAAGAAAUACUUAACUGCUGUUCAGCAUACAAAAAAUGGAGGAGAAAUGCUCCCUAAAAUAAUCCAGACUGUUGGUGUUGUAAACCAAGAUAAAAACCCUGAACUGGAAACCAGCAUGUCGUAUGCAAGCGAGCAAGAGAGAAGCCAUUCCAAUAGCAGCACUUUGUCUGACCGAAGGCUCAGUAAUUCAAGCCUCUGCAGCAUUGAGGAGCAGCAUCGGACUGUCUAUGAGAUGGUGCAGCGGAUCCUCCUGUCCACCCGAGGAUAUGUUAACUUUGUUAAUGAGGUGUUUCGGCAGGCAUUUUUGUUGCCUUCCUCUGAUAUAUCUGCAACACGAAAAGUGGUUAAGGUGUACCGAAAGUGGAUACUGCAGGAGAAACCUGUGUUCAUGGAGGAGCCAGACAAAAAGGAAAACAGUGAGGAUGCUGCUAUCAGCUUAGAGGAUUCAUCAGCGCAAACGGAUGGUAAACAUCUUUCCUCUGACCACUCAGGACAUAAGCGCUCAUCCAGCUGGGGAAGAACGUACUCCUUUACCAGUGCUGUUAACAGAGGAUGUGUAUUAGAAGAUGAGGACAAAAAUGUUAAAGCUGGUGCUCAAGCUGCAUUACAGGUGUUCUUGACAAACUCUGCAAAUGUUUUUUUAUUGGAACCAUGCAUUGAAGUCCCUGUGCUUCUGAAGGAGCAAGUUGAUGCUUGUAAGGCAGUUCUCAGUAUUUUUAGGCGCAUGAUAAUGGAACUAUCAAUGAAUAAAAAGACAUGGGAGCAGAUGUUACAGAUACUCCUCAGAAUAACAGAAGCAGUGAUGCAGAAGCCAAAAGAAAACCAAAUAAAGGAUACAUUUGCUCAGAGCAUGUCAGGAUUACUUUUCCGAACCCUCAUUGUGGCUUGGAUCAGAGCAAACCUGAGUGUCUACAUUUCUCGGGAGCUGUGGGAUGAGCUGCUUAGCGUUCUGUCUUCCCUGACUGACUGGGAGGAGCUCAUAAAUGAGUGGGCCAACAUCAUGGACUCUCUGACAGCAGUGCUAGCAAGAACUGUGUAUGGGGUGGAAAUGACUAACUUACCCUUGGAUAAGCUCAGUGAACAGAAAGAAAAAAAGCAGAGAGGAAAGGGUGCUGUUUUAGAGCCUCAAAAGACAGCUGUAGUGGGAAGAUCUUUUUCAUUAAGCUGGAAGAGUCAUCCUGAAGUUGUGGAGCCCAUGAGAUUCAGAAGUGCCACCACCUCUGGAGCUCCUGGAGUUGAGAAAGCAAGAAAUAUUGUUCGUCAGAGAGCAACAGAAGUUGAAGAAUCUCAGCAGUCGGAAACUUUGGCAGGAGCAGAAGCUACAGGACUAUUUGUAGACCAAGAGCAGCAGCUCACUCGAAGUAGCAGCACUUCAGAUAUUGCAGAUCAAUUUCCAUCUGAUUUUUUUCAAGGCAAAAAGGCUGGGAGUUCUCAUAAUUUGACCACUUUAGACUCCAAAUCAAUUCAGGAAAAUAAGGAGUGUAUGAAGAAGGAACAUGAAGCUGAGCAUGUACCAGUACGAAGGAGCAGUAGUACAGCUGAAUUGGAUUUGAAAGCUGACUUACAGCAAACACAUGGAAACCAUAGGGAGAGAGAAAAAAGUGAAAGUGUUAGCAGUGACACAUCCAUUGGGUAUAAUAAUGAAGUAGAGAUUGCUCUCAUCCCCUGGCAAGCCUCUGAAGAAGAUCAGGAAGUUAAUGCAUCAACAGAUGUCUGUGUGGAUCCUGAUGCACCUCGCUGGCUUCAGCUUAGUCCUUCAGAUAAUGCAAAUUUAACAGACAGCAGUGAGUUCCUUGCUGAUGACUGCAGUAUAAUUGCUGGUGGAAGCCUCAUCGGUUGGCAUCCUGAUUCUGCUUCAGUGUUAUGGAGGAGGAUCUUGGGAAUUCUUGGAGAUGUGAACAAUAUACAAUCGCCUAAAAUUCAUGCAAAAGUUUUUGGGUAUCUCUAUGAGCUGUGGUAUAAACUUGCAAAGAUAAGGGAUAACCUUGCUAUAAGCGUGGACAAUCAGUCUACUCCUUCUCCUCCUGUCUUAAUUCCUCCUCUCAGAAUAUUUGCAUCAUGGUUGUUCAAGGCAACCACCCUGCCAAAUGAAUAUAAGGAAGGCAAACUUCAGGCAUACAGGCUGAUCUGUGCUAUGAUGACGAGACGUCAAGAUGUUCUGCCGAAUUCAGAUUUCCUGCUUCAUUUUUAUUUUGUGAUGCACCUUGGUUUAACAAGUGAAGACCAGGAUAUCUUGAAUACUGUCAUAAAGCAUUGCCCACCUUGGUUUUUCUUCCUGGGCUUGCCUGGCUUUACGAUGCUGAUAGGAGACUUCAUCACAGCAGCAGCCAGAGUGCUGAGCACGGACCUGCUGGAGGCUCCCCGUUCAGAAGCCCAUACCAUCCUUGGGUCUCUUGUUUGCUUUCCAAAUAUCUAUCAAGAAAUCCCACUAUUGCAGCCCAUUUCAGAAGCUGGUGAGAUCAUUGCGGGGAGUGCCGACGUAAAGUGCUACCUCAUUAAUAUUUUACUGAAGAAUGCUACAGAGGAGCCAAGUGAAGCUGCAAGAUGCAUAGCCAUUUGUGGCCUUGGAAUUUGGAUAUGUGAAGAACUAACACAGUGCACAAACCACCCUCAAGUGAAGGAAGCAAUCAAUGUCAUAGGUGUGACACUAAAGUUUUCUAAUAAACUGGUAGCUCAGGUAGCCAAUGAUGUUCUUCAGCUGCUUGUUUCUUACUGGCAGAAGCUGCAGGAGUAUGAAUCAUCCCUGCCCAGAAAAAUUACUGAAAUCCUUGUGGCCACUAUUGCUUUUCUUCUGCCAAGUGCUGAAUACUCCUGCGUGGAGGCAGAUAAAAAGUUUAUAGUUUCAUUGCUACUUUGCUUGUUGGAUUGGUGUAUGGCAUUACCUAUGAAAAUGCUGCUGGAGCCGGUGUCUGCUGGUGUCCUUGAAGAUCAGCAUGCAUCCAAAGCUCCUUUACUGGACUAUAUUUACAGAGUUUUGCACUGCUGUGUGAACGGCUCCAGUACGUACACGCAGCAAAGCCAUUACGUGCUGAGCCUUGCAGAUCUGUCGUCAGCUGACUAUGACCCGUUUUUGCAUCUGGAGAAUGUCACAAGCUGUGAGCCAGCCCAGUGCCACUCUGCCACCGAUCUGGGCAACCUGCUCACUGUUGCUGAAGAAAAAAGGAGAAGGAACUUAGAACUAAUACCUUUAACAGCACGGAUGGUUAUGACUCAUCUGGUGAAUCAUUUGAGCCACUACCCACUCAGUGGAGGUCCUGCCAUCCUCCACAGUCUCCUUAGUGAGAAUCAUGACAACUCAUACGUGGAAUCCUCUGAGCUGUCAUCAGAAGUCUUCCGGAGCCCCAACCUUCAGCUCUUUGUGUUUAAUGACAGUACUCUUAUAUCAUACCUCCAAAUUCCUGCAGAAAAGAGGAAAGACACUGAGCCAGCAGUAGCCCCCUCGGAUGUAAGGGUAAUUGUCAGAGAUAUCUCAGGGAAGUACUCUUGGGAUGGCAGAAUAUUGUAUGGACCUUUGGAAGGCUGCCUUCCACGGCAGAACACAGCAAACUCAUGUGUGAUUUCAGGCAGCUCUGAGCACUACUUCAGUUCCCAAAAAGACAUUUCUCAGGUGGAAGAAGGAGAAGAUGCUCUUGACAAAUUACUGGAGAAGAUUGGUAACAGUAGUCCUGAAUGCCUUUUACAUCCCCAGCGGAAGCUGAAUGAGCCAUCGCCACCACCCUUUGGUAUGAGCUACGACCAAGAGAAUGCAAUCACUGAAGCCCUGAUGAGGCAAAGUACCCAGGAAAAUGAGUAUAUUUUAAAAUGCAGCUCAGACUUUAGUAUGAAGGUGGCCCGUCAGGAAGAGCCGCGUCCUGCUGAACCUCAAGCAUCCUUUUAUUUCUGUCGGCUGUUGCUAAAUGACUUGGGAAUGAACUCCUGGGAUAGAAGGAAGAGCUUCCACCUUCUUAAGAAAAACUCAAAAUUACUGAGAGAACUGAAAAAUCUGGAUUCUCGCCAAUGCCGUGAAACUCACAAGAUUGCAGUGUUUUACAUUGCAGAAGGACAGGAGGACAAAUGUUCAAUACUGUCCAAUGCCAGUGGAAGCCAGGCAUAUGAAGAUUUUGUUGCUGGACUGGGUUGGGAGGUUGAUCUCUCCACACAUGGUGGGUUCAUGGGUGGCCUGCAGCGCAAUGGCAGCACUGGACAGACAGCACCCUAUUAUGCUACCUCUACUGUGGAAAUCAUUUUUCAUGUGUCUACAAGAAUGCCAUCAGAUUCAGAUGAUUCACUGACUAAAAAGCUUCGUCACUUGGGAAAUGAUGAGGUUCACAUCGUCUGGUCUGAACACAACAGGAACUACCGCAGGGGCAUUAUACCAACAGAUUUUGGAGAUGUUUUAAUUGUUAUUUAUCCGAUGAAGAACCACAUGUUUUUCAUAGAAAUAAUGAAGAAACCAGAGGUGCCAUUUUUUGGUCCUCUCUUUGAUGGAGCCAUCGUGACUGCAAAGCUGCUGCCAAGCCUCAUUUGUGCCACGUGCAUCAAUGCCAGCAGAGCCGUCAAAUCGCUUAUCCCUCUCUACCAGAGCUUCUACGAGGAAAGAGCUCUGUAUCUUGAAGCAAUAAUCCAGAACCACAAAGAAGUAAUGACAUUUGAGGAUUUUGCCGCUCAGGUCUUUUCUCCCUCUCCCAGCUACUCCCUGGGUGGAACUGGUGAGUCUCUGCACGUUAUUCUUCUCUUUCGCACUAAGAAGCACUUGAGCAGCAGAUGUACACCUGUUUUUUGUAGAUAAAUGCUUGCAAAUUUAAGAACACCAUUCUUCCCCUGAAUCAACUAAUGAAUAUCAAAAGGAAUGAUGACAUUCAUUUUAAUUUGUUUUGCAUCAGAGCUAUUCACUCUGUUCCUUUCUUCAGCUAUCCUGUUAACCCUCGAAUCUAGCAAGGUUAAUGAACUUUCUCUCAGUAAUGUGCUCCGGUUCAUUCAGGAGUGCAGGUUUCUUGCUGAGCUGGGAAUAUGCUGUUCAAAAGCUUUGCCUGAAUCGGUGCUUACUUAUCGAAAAAUAGUUCCUCGCAGUAGAAGCCGUUGCUACUAAUGCUAAAUGGGGAUUAUGCUGCUGAGAUACCAGGGUCAGGGAUUAAUGAAAAAGAAAUGUAAGAAUGGUGUUCCGUUGGAAAAUCAUAGCCGUGUGCAGAACGCUAGCAUUUGCCUUCAAUACAUAUGAGCAAAUUGCAGGCUUUCUUCCAGCACCUGGCCUGGAACCUGUUCAGUUCUUUCAUUUUAAUAUGUUAGGUAUGGAUAAUUCCGCAUGUGUGUGUAUACACACCUUUAUGCUGGCAACCAUUCAUCAGCCCCAUUGAAAGAUGAACGUUUAAUGCCUGUGUGAAUUUAUUCCUUACGUGUCCCAUUGAGAUCUUAAGUUAGCAUGCAAAAUCCAAAGAGCCAAACUUCGCUGUUUUAAUUAAGUUUAAAUAAAUGUGUCUUCAAAGGAAACAUUGAUUCUAAAAUGCAGAUUUCCAGUGCCCUCAAGAUUUGCUUUUCCAACCUCAAGAUGUGUAUGGUCACUGCCUGUUGGAUUCUUGAACAAAGAUUCCUUAAUCCUCUUUUUACACUCCUUGGGUGAAACUGGCACUUGCUAAUUAUUUCCCACUACACUUUCGGGUUGUUUAAUAGAUUAUUUCAGACCUGUAUAAAUGUUGAAGAACAUCUGCUCUAUUUCUCUCUCGCCUGACUUGUUAGCAAAUAUCUCCCAUCUAAACUGAAAAAAAAUUGAAGGAAGAAAUUAGAUUUCCUAAAAUAAAUCAGUUACCAAUAAAAUCAGCCGUGCAUCAUUGUUUAACAUUACUGGCUCCAAUCCGUGCGUUUUCAGAGCUUUGUUGGGAGAUAAGAGGUAUAUGCAUGUCCUUGCAUUGGUCGCCAGUAGCAGCAGGCAGAAGGCUUUGGAGAUAAGCAAGCUGGCAGAAGUAAAGGGGAGCCAGUGCUAUUUACAUAAUCGCGCCUCUGCUUCCUGGAGAGGCGUCAAGAAACACAGGAAUGGCCUCUAUUGAUCUUUGUUGAACUGGAAUACUAAACAACAUUAGAAAAGCUUAUAACUUAAAGCUUUGAUUAAUGUUUUCUACAUUAAAAAGUAGAACAGCUGUGAAUUAAAUUCUUUUAUACGCUGUGCCAAAAGUCUGAGACAAAAAGAAAUUAUCAGUUUCAAUAGAAAUGUAGAUUUCGUGCCCAGUGUUGUUAGCACUUUGAAUCAUUUGUCUGUUGACGCAUCAGGAAAAGAAGUAGACACCUCAGUAUAUUUUAGGUGCGUUGCUCUGUUUCUCACUUUCUCUCACAGCACGCAGAGAUCUUUCUCUGGUGAAAUUUAGUUGGGCAGGCAAGGACAGAUUCAUUUGAUAAUGCAGUAGUCACGCUUUCUGAAUUAGGUGAUGUAUCUGAUAUGCAAAAUUACUUUGCUGAUGUCCGCUUACGUUUCUCAGAACACUGUUAGAUAAUUAGUACUUGGACAUCAGUUUAUGAUGUCAUGAGUUUAUGUUUUUAUGACCUGCCACUCUCGGGUCCUGAUAUACAGGCUCCAAAUGUUAGGGUUUUCUUCCCAUUGGAGAAGCCAGAGUCUGGUUGUGAUUUUUGGGGUCAAAAUCUCCACCUGGUGCCAGGUUAUCGGUCUCCUAAUUCCUUCUUGGCCAGUGAUGGGCAAGGAUAAACAGCCACAGUCCAGGCUGCAGCCAGGGACCGUGCAGGAAGCUUCACACAGCAACCCAGUGUUCCUCUCCUAUGGGCUCUGUAAGUGAUUGUGGGGCAAGAAUGAGUCCAGAAUAGCUCCACUGGUGUGUAAAAAUAGUGUUUUCGUAAUGGGACGAGUCCUGGCAAGGAUGUGAAUCCAUGCCUCAGGGUGUGCUCUCUUUGAAGGAGUCUGCCCAAAUUGUCUGCUCGUUUACAUGCAUAUUUAGUUGAGUGUCACUAAGAGUUGUGUUGGUAGCUGCCCUGAAGAUAGUUACAUAGUGCAUGGUUACACCAAGCACUGACCAUGACACACUUCAGUCAGCCUGGAGGCAGUGGAGGCUCCCCAUGGGCAGGACACCCAGCCAGGCGUGUUCUUUGUGGGUGCUAACAGGUGUGCCACCAGCAUCCAGAGGAGGGUAACCUGUAGCUUGCUGACUCUCAGUAUGGCCCUGGCACUCUCAGAGCUGGGAAACACCUGAGAACAGAGCCCCAGCAGCACCCUGUAAUACUGAGUACUUUCUGCUUUGUUUCCCACUCUGAGCUCCACGCACAAGGCUGACACUUUGUCUAGCAGAGGACGAGGCAUGCUUUGAUCUUUCCUUAAACCAGGGUAUGUUUCCUUUGAAAUCCAGAAGCAACCCAGGUGAAGUCUGGAUACAUUUGCAGCCAACUCUUCACCCCGUCAGUGAUCAGACAGGGCUGCAAAGCGACGUGCUGGUGGGAUGGCCGAGGGGAAUGGCUGUGCAAGUGAAGUGAGGGAAGAGGGAAGAAGUGGCUGGUGGAGGAGUGUGUGUAUGGAGCUGGCACAGGGCUGGGUUUGCUCUCUUUCUCCCAGCUGAAACUGCCAGCCCUGCCUAUCUUUUAAACUUUUAGGGUCAAUUUUAAGGUUAUUUCUUCUCUGAUCUCAUUCUGAGUGCCACUUCUUUCUAAUCCUGCCAUCACUGCCUGUACUCCUGCACGAUAAAAAGGGUCAGCAAGUACACGUUUAUUAAAAUUAAAAUUGGUUUAAGCAGUCAGUGCAGUACAAGAAGGAAACCAAAGCGAUUAUAUGAAUUGAAUAUGUGGCUGUUAAUGCCACGUGUUUUUGUAGUGUUCCUUGACUGAGCUGCUUUUCUGUUUCCUGAGGCUGUCUCCAGGGAUGCCUCCCCUAGGUUCAGACGGGACGCGGGCUUCUUAAAACACGCGUUUGCUUAGCCUCCCAUAUCACACAUAAUCCUGCAGGUGCUUGGCUGUAUGCACGAAAAUAGCUCCCUUGCUGUUUUCAGGAACAGAGCUUUAAAGUCCCUCUACGUAUCACAGAUAGCCCUGUCCUUCUUAUACGCUGCACAUGCAGGCUGGUGGGCAGAACGGGCGUCCCUGAACUCAUUUAGGGGAUGUGCAGAUUAGGAACAAAAGAUGAGAAUACAGUCCUUUGUUGUUAAACUGGUACAUUACAUGCUGUAUUUUAAUUAGGCUGGGUAUGAGAGGCAGCCCAGGAAAUCCUCAGUAAUCCAACACUACUGAAUUAUUCUUAUCCUUUCCCUCUGCAGAUUUCUCUCCUUUUAAAGGAUGGGUUUUUAAGCUGCUAUCUUUUUCUGUUCUUGCUCCCUCAGCCAAAAAAAAAAAAAGGAAAACAAUUAUUCAGCGAAAUGCUUGCGUAUGCUUUAAAAAGGAAUAAAAACUGAACAGGUGCAAACAGAUACAAAACGUUCCAACUUCAAUUACCUCUGGUGGCUAAAAAGCAGUGGCUUUGUUCAUUUGAGACUGGGAUCCAGAACUGUGUUAACUCUUAAAAAAUGGAAAUAGGUGGACGUUCUGGAAAGGAAAAGAAAUAGCCCUUUGACCAGAGAAACCCUCAUACUCAGCAUUGUUAGGCUCGCAAGGGCAGAUUUCUGUUUUGGAGAGAACCUCCAGCCCUGCUUUUCAGCACCGUGGGCUUGCAGUUGGUGCUUCAAAGGGUUAAUUGAAAUGGGCACACUUGACUGCUGAGAGGACUGAUCUAAUCACUGCCAUAUCCAAGUGCAUCUGUUCACCAUGAGGUCAUUCUUGUGCAUGCUAAUGAUUUGGAAAAUAAAGCAUAACGCUCGACGUUAUCAGAAAGGAUAUAGUGUAAAUCUUUACUUUUUUAGUUGCUAAUCACUACUGUGGGGCCAAACAGCAGGCAAAAGAAUCCCGGAUUAUCGCUUUCCAUUUCAGGUUUUGUCUCUUAAGCAUCAUUUUCAGAGCAGUGUCAGGAAGCCGUGCUGGAAAACUCUGACAUGUGGUAUCUGUUGAUAAAUGAGUUCUUUAAUGAAUAUUAUAGUAUUGCCCAGGAGCAACACUUGAGUUGAGGAACUAUAGACGUUUUCAGCAUUCCCCGGUUUUAAAGCCCUGGGAGCAGCGUGUGCUUAUUUACAUAAAACUGAGAUUUUGCAGCCUUUUUGUUGAGAAGGUGACACAUGCUUCCCUUUUGUCUCUGGGCUUUUAUAGGCACCAAAUUCUUGCAGAAAACACAGGAGAAUACAACAAAAAAGAUUUGUUUUUUAAUGCUUUUUGCUCAGUGCGGAGCUUUACGUUUCCCACUUUAAAACAACAGGGAUAUUCCAAACGUGGUCAGAAAACACAUUUUUGACAGAGGCAAAAGAAAACCCAGUAGGGUUACUCUGAGCAUGCAACCAGGUACGUACUGGGGUUAUUUCUGAAGCUAGUUGAGCAGCGACUCUUUCUGACGAGGUUGGGCUUUGCUGUUUUUUUCAUUCUGACUCGUGGAAUCAGACUCCACAACCCAGAGUCAGAUUAUGAAGCAGGUAUGUUUUAAUCAGUGCUGCGCAGGAACCGGGUUCAAAGGGGAUAUUUCUGCCUAUCUUGCCCAAUGUAGGGCAAAAGCUUGGUACAGAUAUAGGCCUAAUCUGUACCAAGAACUAAUACAUAACCAAUGAUUUUCCCAGAAUUCCUAUCCUUCUGGUGCUCAUGGGAUGAAGGCUCAUUGUCUUCACCAGAAGUAAUCCCAUCCUGACCCAUUCCUUGUUCAAUGUUUCUUCAAGUUCACAAUAGAGUUUUGAGAUGUUCUUUUCUUAUCUGGCCUCACAUCCUGCUUACCUGCAUUCCUAUACAAUAGUUAACCCUUAUCUUGUCCUCUCCUUACUCACAUUCCUAUACAGUGGUUAACCCUUAUCUUGUCCUCUCCUUACUCACAUUCCUAUACAAUUGUUAACCCUCAGUUUGUCCUCUCCUAACUCAGUCCCCCCUUUUUCCUGAACCUAGCAAAUUCUUUUGCUAGAUUACUCCAUUCGGGAAAAGGGAAGUUUUGAAAUAACUCCCACUUUCUACUUUCUGCCUUAGCUUGUGCUUUUUCCAUUCUCAUAACUAUCCCCAGAAGUUUUGCAUAUCCAUAAUACACAUCUCAUUGCAAUACACAUUAAAAUGAGCAAGAUGAUUAUAAUAAUAUAAGCCAGAAAGAGUUGCUUUAGCCAUGCAAAAUUAGGUAACCAGCUGGUAAAUUUUUCCCACAAUUCUGUGAAUCCGAAUGAGGUAUUGUCCAUCAUUACCUGAUGAAUUAAUUUAGUGUUUUCCCAUAUUGCCUGUAGAUCAGUCUCUAUCCUUUGAGUCUUGUCUACGUAAGCACAACAGCUCUGAUUAAUUAUCACACAAACCCCUCCCUCUUCAGCUGUUAGGAGAUCCAACGCCAUUCUAUUUUGUAAUACAACCUUACUAAGCAUUGAAAUCUCAACUUGUAAUGCUUUGAUUGCAUCAGCAGUAGCGUUCUCCAUUCUCUCUAGAGUGGCCAAAAUAUUAACGAUUCCAGCUCACUUACUCCCAGAGAUGGGAUGAGCCAUCUCACAAAGCUGUGGAAAUCAGUUGGUUUUUCUACCAAGGGAUUUAUUACUCUUCUCACCCAUCUCCAAAGGGUUCUCAAGAGUCCCCAUGGUAUUUCCUCAUUCACCAUGGUCUGAGGUACCAAGUACCCUGAAUUGCAUGUUCCCAUCCAAUCUGGACGCAGUGCCUUUCGUGCCUGUUCAUCCCAACAUAACCACCAGUAUCCAGAAGGUAAUCUGCAUGGAUUAGACCUACCCUCUAGUUGGGUAAAAGAUGUUCGCAUUCCCACAAUCCCAAGUACAUUCUUAUCUGUAGACCACGAUGAAUUUUUACUUGUUCUAGGAUCGCACCCUAUGCCCUGCUUCCACCUUGUAGUCUCACUGAGUCCUGAUACUGUCCCCGAAUUCCCAUAUUCCCAACUACAUCCUAUACCUGUUAAAUUUCGCCACCCGACUUUCACACUAAUUUCACUAUCAUUUUCCCUAUCCACAAAGAUCGACUUAGAAGAAUUAAUAAUCAACUGAUCGAACUUCAGGCCCUUUUGUAAUUUAUCCUCUAUUCCAUACUUACAUUCCCCAUGUUCCACCCAAUUUGGAAUUGUCCAAUUAAGUGCUACUAACCCGUAGACUGACACCCCCCCCCUCUGGGGAGGGCCGUACAUAUCCAACAACUUGUUAGGUUAAAAUUUUGGGCUACUACCUGAGUAACAUUUAGGUAGCUAUUACCUUCCCAGGCUAAAGCAAAUCUUAUAAGGUUAAUUAAAACGCAUAAUUUAUACAUUUUUCUUAAUUGUUAGUCAGAGGGGUCCUUUUUCCAUCACAGUCCACUGCAGUCAGACAGUCUUCUUUAGGCAGGUGUAAUGUAUCCAUGGUAUCAAUCCUUCCACCUUGAUUGUCCUGUGCAUGGUUAGGAGUACUUGAUAAGGUCCUUCCCACCUUGGUUCUAGAGGAGGAUCUCAGAGGGAUUUAACAUACACAUAAUCUCCAGGCAAUACAUUAUGUACCAGACCAUCCAGGCCUCGUGCCCUGCUAUUAAACACCACCUUCUCAAUAUCCUUUAAUUGUUUUUGCAACUUAAUUACAUAUCUGCUCAGAAGUUCCUCCCCUAUUUGUGCAGAAGUUCCUUUUUGUACUGGGUGAGGUCUCCCAUAAAGGAUCUCAAGUGGACUUAGUCCUUCCUUGGUUUGGGAUUUUGUUCGAAUCCUUAAUAAAGCCAAAGGCAGCACUUGGGGCCAGGGUAUUCCUGCCUCCUGGCCAAGCUUGAUUAUCUGUAAUUUUAACAAAUGAUUCAUUUUCUCUACUUGUCCACCUAACUGAGGUCGAUAAGGUGUAUGUAAUUGCCAAUCAAUCCCCAAUAUCAUGCUCACUUGUACUAUUCUGGCCACAAAGUAGGGGCCUCAGUCCAGGAAUUCUGAGGGGGUUUCUUUUGGACCCUGCCUAAUAGCAUAUAAGGCAGACCAAUUGGUUGUUUUAGGAAUAGCCCUUUCCAUCUCUUUUACCACCCAUCCUCGGUAGGCUUCUAAAAGAUCUCGUUCUGCUCCUCUGUGUGGGUCCCAAUGAGAGUCCUGCAGAGGGAAAUGAUCUUUUAUGUCCACAUUUCCACCCCGCAAAGUAUCCCCAGCCAAAUUCUGGGCUGUUUUCAAAAUUAGAUCAUUUUCUGUCUCUGUCAUGGAGACUAGUAACAACUGGAUAUCACUCCAGUCGGGAUUGUGUUGCUUAAUCAAAUACUGAAACUGCCGUGUUACUCCCUCCGAGUCACUUUGAUAUUCCUUAGCCACUUUUUUCCAGGUUUCCAGAUCAAAAGAAGAGAAUGGGACCUUUAUUAAGAUACGUGUCCCAUCCGGUCCCACCGCCUCCCUCAGCGGGGCUAAAAGAACACUUUAUUGCCUCCUAGUUCUAGAGGCUAUAGGGGAGUCUGGGAGAGUUUCAGGGGAAGAGUCCUCCCUUUCGGAAUGGUCCCUUUGUCCAGUGGUAGGACUCCCUGCCCCUGACGCCUGAUAAUGGUCCAAUAAAUAAGCAGAAGUCUUAACUUCAGUUAAUCUAGUACACUGUUGUCCUGUACUGCAUGUGGAGCAACGGCAUUUUAUCCCUCUACUUCCUGCUGCCCGCCGAUCCUUUUCUAAUGCUAACACUAGAGGAUCUCGUGGUGCCCCCAUCCCACAUUCUCUUUGCCACUCAGGAUGAUUCCUGAGGGUAAAAAACAUACAGCAUAUGCUGCCUCAUCCCAUUUACCUUCCCGUCUCAGAAACAGCAUCAGUUGCAGAAUGGUAUUGUAGUUCAGCGUCCCGUUCAGGGGACACUUUUCCCCAUCAUCCAAUUUAUACAGUAACCACCAUUGAUUACAAUAUUUUAUCAGUUUUCUUACUUAGAGUGCCCCCACGUCCCCCUGCAAUAUUUUGCCACUGUGCCAGAAUACCUCUGAGGGGUGUUCUUUUAGGUAUUUCCUUUCCCCAUGAGCCUCCCAUGAUGCUGUCUCACUGGUUUGUUAUUGCCAUAAGGUUAACCCAAGUAACUCUUCGUACUCUAAAAUUUCCCCACUCUAAAAUUUCUGGACACGAAUGACACCACCAACCCCGAUAUAUUUCUUCACACGCUAGACAGCACAUAAUAUAAAUGGGGCAACACUCAUUUUCCAGAUGGAACACACACCUUUUCUCAGGCCCCUCUUCCCAAUUUAUAAAUUCCCAUCACUGUCCCAAUCUAUAAACUUCAUACAAACAGACAAACACGUAUGGACCAACAAAUGACACAGAGAACAACUUUUUGCUUCAUCCAUCUCUGGCCGUUUCCCUGGUGGGAGCACGGAACCACAGAUCAGGACUCCUCUCUCACUGCGUGGCUUAGCUUCAUCUCACCACACCACAUUCACACAACGCCGGCUUAAUCAAAAUACGAGUUUGAAAUUCCUUAGCUCUAAUUUCCCCAGAGUAAAACUCAAAUAUUUCGAUGGUAUUGAUUCAGAUACACGGUACCAAACAUUUACAACAGAUGGUAAUAGCAAUUAUACAACCUAUGACUACUGCUGUUACUAUUACAAAAAUCCACGUUACCAUUUGACCAUUACGGGCCCCCUUUGUAGGAACUUCUCCAAGUUUUCCUACCCCAGCCGGCAACCUAAGCUGUGAGCUCACCUCCCAAGGGGCAGCACGAGCAGCUGUACCCUGCGUAGGACAUCUCACGACUUACAGGCUCCCCUUAUUCCCAUUCACAUACCUGGUCCGCCAAUGCUCCUUGUCUGCUCCCGCAGUGAUCGGAUGAGGAAGGGGAGUCAUUCCAGUAAAUCUCUGGGCGUGCCAAAGGCAUUCCUGUUCUCAGCCAGUCCAGCAGCUGAGCAGAGGAUGUCCCAUCUGGGGUGCCAGAUUGACCCAUGGAAUCAGACUCCACAACCCAAAGUUAGGUUAUGAAGCAGGUAUGUUUUAAUCAGUGCUGCGCAGACACCGGGUGCAAGGGGGAUAUUUCUAUCUUGCCCAACAUAGGGCAAAAGCUUGGUACAGAUAUAGGCUGAACUAAUACAUAACCAAUGAUUUUCCCAGAAUUCCUAUCCAUAUUCAUUGCAUUUCCGAGAACCAUCAGCAUAUGGUCCCUCCCUCUUGCACGUGCGCCCUGGGCAGUGGGGGUCUCCUUCUGGUGCUCAUGGGAUGAAGGCUCAUUGUCUUCAAUAGAAGUAAUCCCAUCCUGACCUAUUCCUUGUGUAAUGUUUCUUCAGGUUCACAAUAGAGCUUUGAGAUGUUCUUUUCUUAUCUGGCCUCACAUCUUGCUUACCUGCAUUCUUAUAGAAUAGUUAGCCCUUAUCUUGUCCUCUCCUUACUCACAUUCCUAUACAGUGGUUAACCCUUAUCUUGUCCUCUCCUUGCUCACAUUCCUAUACAAUGGUUAACCCUCAGGUUGUCCUUCCCUAAUUCAACACAUGCUUCCCUUUUGUCUCUGGGCUUUUAUAGGCACCAAAUUCUUGCAGAAAACACAGGAGAAUACAACAAAAAAGAUUUGUUUUUUAAUGCUUUUUGCUCAGUGCGGAGCUUUAAGUUUCCCACUUUAAAACAACAGGGAUAUUCCAAACGUGGUCAGAAAACACAUUUUUGACAGAGGCAAAAGAAAACCCAGUAGGGUGACUCUGAGCAUGCAACCAGGUACGUACUGGGGUUAUUUUUGAAGCCAGUUGAGCAGCGACUCUUUCUGACGAGGUUGGGCUUUGCUGUUUUUUUCAUUCCUUGUCUUUGCAUUUUGCCUGAAGAUGUGUAGGAUGUUGAGGCAGUUCUGCCUGCUGGGCAGAAUAAAAAUCUCUCUGAGUUCUCUCUAACUCUUGUGCAUCAUUUUAGGGAAUAUUUUUAGAGCUGAAUAUUUGGAAAUACACAUCUGAAAGCAAAUAGCCGUGCCAUGAUACUGCUUACAGCAAGCAUGUACCAGGCAUUGAGUUCCAGCAAUACGAGCGUGCUGCCUGAAAUUGAGCAAAGGAGGCAGGGCUGAAAUCAAGAUGUCACAGAGGAUGCUGGGAUGCUGAGAUCUUGCCUCCCAUCGUCUCCAGUUGCAGACUUUGAGUUUGGAUUGGACCGUUCCCUGCUUGGCCACUUGUAAAUGGCUUCUUGUGUGCUCUAACAAAACAUGUUUCACACCUCUGGAGCCCACAGACACUGAAGCAUCAUCCUUCCUUUGGGUAAAAUGCUCUCCUGCUGCUUGAUAGCAGAGAAUCAAAAGAUGCCAGGUGAAAUUCCCAGUUGAACCAACCUAACUUAAUCUUGGGGGGUUCUGCAGAACUUCACAAGUACUGUUUCUCCCCAGAGGUGCCUGUCAGCAAGGCAUGGGGGGAAAAUCCAUCCUACAUACAGCACUCCCUCCCUUCUUCUCACAUGCUGUCACCCAGGCUGCAGGGCAGGGGAACUCCACAACCUCAGCACACCACUGCUGCUCCCAUGGCAGCUCAGACCCUCCGCGUUUUGCAGGAUGUGAACUGUGUGUCUCUUGGCAGCGUAUGCUCAUGAAAGAGAAAUACUCUGUCUGGUGGUACUCUCUCUUUGCAGAGGCAUCCCAUCACCCAUUAGUGUGCAUGGUGUGUGUGUGCAGGGGAUGGGUUUGUACAUAGAAGUUACUUUUCACUUGUAUGGCCCGGUGGUAUGUAUGUUGUUCACACUGUGAUUUUUUAACCUGGCCACAGUGUAAUAGCAGUUCAGCCCUCCAAGAAGCCUCAAAUCUUACCUGGUUUGAGAUUUCAUCUACUAACAAUGUUGCUGAAAUAAGAGGAGGCUGAAUGCCUGGGCUGCCACAUCUGCACGUUUGGCAGAAGCUGAAAAGGACUCAUUUUGGGCACCAUUUCCUCCCCAUACCUGACCAGCAGCACACCUCGGUCACCCUCUGUCCCCAUGUCCCCCCAGUUGGCUCCUGGCCCCAUGUGCACCGUGGGUACACUGCUCCUAUAUUGAUACCAUUUUGUGUUCUCUCCCUUUAGAUUAGAGUAUGUAACGGUCUCGUUACGCUAAUUGCCGCAGGUAAGAGCCAUGCUUCCCGCAGGCCAUGCGUCGCGCUCCAUCACUAACGCUCUCCUCCUCCUCCUCCUCCUUGUGCUCUGCCCUUGGGUUCGGGCUUUGUCUCUGCCUCUCACUAAGGCUGCCUGCUGCCCACAGCAGGGCUGCACAUCUCACCUGGCUCCUCGUGCUUUGAGACCCCCCUGCUUGCUUGAGUUGUGAAUUUGGAAGGGAUCAAGCCCUCCGGUGACCCACCUGCGAGCCAAAAGGAAAUCCAUUUUAGCUAACAACCAGCAAAGCUGCUUGUUGCUUCUUACAACUUCUAAUUCCAUACUGCCUGUGUACCCUCUGGAGCAAACACAGCCUCAGAAGGACCAAAAAAAAAAAAAAAAAGGGUGAAUCCUUCAAAAAGGCCCUUAGCAGCACCUCGCCCUCCAAACAAACUUGCAGGCUUCCCCUGCGAGGAGGCGAAGCAAUUAGAGUUCGUGCCAGACGGCUUGCAAGUGGAAUUAUAAUAUUUGUAUGAAAGCCUUUAUCUUUUGUGGUUAACUCUCGCUCACUCUGCAGCUGCUGUCUCCCUAUCAAUCACAGCCAGAGGCCGCACGCGCAGCUCAGGACUCGCCGGGGGAAGGCUGGGACUGCAGGAAUGUGCGGGGCUGUGGGCUGCGGGGCUGCGGGAUGGACGUGGGGCUGUGGGGAUGGGAGCUCCUGACCCAAACCCUGCCUGCAGCCUUUCACUCACAGCGAGGCAUUGUGGGGAGCGUGCAUGAAUAUUGCUCCAGCUCGUCCUUUUGGGGGAAACUGUAUUAUUUUGACCAUCUGCCAUGCCGCUUGACUGCAGGAAUGUAAAGUGUGACACCUCCCUCGCACCCCCUCCUCCCCACGCUGUGAACAACACCGCAGGUUUUCUUUUGAAUCCUGAACUGACAGCUCCACAUUUUUCACAGAAAAUGCCUUUGCACAUUAAGUCAUGUUUUUCACCUUUUUUUUUUUUUUUUUUAAUGUGGUAUUUCCCUUUCAGUCAGUUGUCUUGAAAUAUAAAUCUGGGACUGAAAGGUUCCAUUUGAAAUGCCGACGUCAGGUUGUAAACCAGCUAUGGGAUUUCAAAGGAGCAGAGUGGGCUUUGGCCCUCAGCAUUACGGGGUUGAGUGCCUAUUCGCCAAAAUACCCACAGUCAGAUAGAGCAGGGCCCUAAGAUUUAAUCCUUUUAGUAAGGAAGCAAAACAAAGCUCAGCCUGUGCUGGACACUGUUGAAUUUCCAAGCCCUGAGUAGUCCCAAGAUUCAUGCAGGCUGUCCCAUUAUACUGCUGCACUUCCAACACAGCCAGAAAACCCGGCUGGGAGCUGGUAGACAGAAGGCAGAGCCCACUGCUGAGCUGGAAAUAGGUUUGUGCUGCAGCACACGGCCAUCAGAGCGCAGAGGUGCUCGGCCACAGCCAUGAGGUUGGGCUCCGAGCACUGCUCCAGGCUUGCAAGCACCGGGACACAGCACUGUACCUCCCCCUCCAGGAAAAAACACACAGAGACUUAGUUACAACAAGAUUUAAAAAUACUGCAGCCCAGGGGAGCUAAUGAAAUAACACUGACACCGAGAAAUGCCUUGGGAUGGGUGGAAACCCCAGCAGCAAGAGCAGCGCUGUGUUGCAGCAUGCGUCGGUAUUCCCCGUGCGCGUCUGCACCAGAGCCAGGCAGGAGCUGCACACACUCCAGCUUUAUCCACUGCCCCAUAGCCGUGAUAGCUGUCCCCUCAGCUGUUCUCAUUCAGACAAGCCAUUAGCCCUGACCUGCAGCCAUAACCGCCUCUGGGGAGGUGCUGAACAAGGAAGCCCGUGAGCAUGGUUCUUGAUGGGCAUCCGUUGUCCGCUUGCAGUAGUCAGAAAGACCCGAGGUUCUGUAUCUGCAGAGCGGCUGUUGGGAUGCGGACACGCACAGCUUGUCCCUGUCCUCAGCCCGCCUUCCCCUGCCCGCUGUCUUUUCCAGGCUGCCUCACCGCCAGCACCAGCGCCGACCUCGCCGUCCCCGCAGGAGCAGAGCCAGCAGAGCUGACCUCAGCGCCGCGCAGCGCCGGGA